Molecule: messenger RNA, 2683 nt
Organism: Vitis vinifera (wine grape)
Lineage: Eukaryota; Viridiplantae; Streptophyta; Magnoliopsida; Vitales; Vitaceae
Exons: 16
Coding region: 291-2396 (701 amino acids)
Biological process (GO): maturation of SSU-rRNA from tricistronic rRNA transcript (SSU-rRNA, 5.8S rRNA, LSU-rRNA)
Cellular component (GO): 90S preribosome; nucleolus; small-subunit processome
Molecular function (GO): protein binding
Source: RefSeq, a predicted model, not a curated record
GACAGGGGCGGCGCGCCAAUCAAAUAUUCCAAAAUCUAAUCACCGCCCUAGCAUCCAAGGCCCGUAAGACGGGACAGUCCAUUAGAGCUACCUGCUGGAAGGUCCAUCUUUCUUAAACUGCGCAAGAUAAAAAUUAAUGCGAAAAAAUAAAAGAAGUAGCCUCCGUCUUUGCCUGAUUAUAUCUUCCUACGAGUUUGCUUUGGCGGCUCUGCCUCUCUCUGUAUUUCAUCCUCUGAUUUGUGUGUGUUUAAAGUCGAUUGGAUUUAGGGCGGAGAGAGAGUCAGAGAUCGAUGGCAUACCAGGGAGGAAAUCUAAGGUCGACCUCCAUAAAUGGGGUCAAGACGUACACUAUAUCAUCUCAUCAGCGUUCCCUUGCUACCUGGCUCCCCCCUAAGAAAUUGAGGGCUCUUCGCAAAAAUAAUGACUAUCUGCAAAGGGUGGACUUAAUCCAGGAUUUGAGGUUUGAAACUGCAACAACCAAAAUUAAGGCUACACCUGAUGGAGAGUAUCUUAUUGCAUCAGGUAUUUACCCUCCACAAGUCAAGGUAUACGAGCUGAGGGAACUGUCUUUGAAGUUUGAAAGGCAUUUGGUUUCGGAGAUAAUUGAUUUUCAGAUACUGGGUGAUGAUUAUUCAAAGCUUGCAUUCCUAUGUGCUGAUCGUACCGUUUGUCUACAUGCAAAAUAUGGAAGUCAUUACAGUUUGCGAAUCCCAAGGAUGGGAAGAGAUAUUGCAUAUGAUUACUGGUCUUGUGACUUGCUUUGUGCUGCCUCUUCACCAGAUCUAUACAGAAUUAAUUUAGAACAGGGACGUUUCCUCUCCUCUCUUAACACCCAGUCCCCAGCUCUAAAUGUAGUUUCUCGAAGCAACCUUCAUGGGCUGGUUGCUUGCGGUGGCGAGGAUGGUGCUGUUGAAUGCUUUGACAUGAGAACAAGAUCAUCAGUUGGUAGGAUAAAUGCCGUUGCAGCUGCAGGGGAUGUUGACCAGGAGGUAACAGCGUUGGAGUUUGAUGGAGAUGCGGGCUUUCUCAUGGCUGUUGGAAGUAGUUCAGGAAAGGUUCUGAUAUAUGAUUUGCGUUCUUCAUGUCCUAUCCGAAUUAAGGAUCACAUGUAUGGCAGUCCAAUAUUGGACAUCAAAUGGCAUCGAACUCUUAAUUCUGAACGACCGAAGUUGAUUACUACUGAUAAUCAUAUUGUUAGAAUAUGGGAUCCCGAGACGGGGGAUGGCAUGACCAGCAUUGAACCGACUGGAACAAUAAAUGAUAUAUGCGUGUUCAGUGACAGUGGAUUAAUGUUGCUCGCUUUGGAUGGAAGCCAGAUACCUUCAUACUUCAUACCUGCUCUGGGGCCUGCUCCCAAAUGGUGUUCUUACCUCGAAAAUUUAACGGAAGAGCUGGAGGAGGGUGCACAAACAACCAUAUAUGAUGAUUUCAAAUUUCUGACAAAGGAGGACCUUGAGAGGUUGAAUUUGACAAAUUUGAUUGGUACUAACCUUCUAAGAGCCUACAUGCAUGGCUUCUUCAUUGAUUAUCGAUUGUAUAAAAAGGCACAAUCCUUGGCGGAUCCAUUUGCAUAUGACAACUAUAUAGAGCAGCGUAAAAAGGAAAAACUGGAAACUGAACGUGCUUCACGAAUUACGAUUAAGAGGAAACUACCUAAAGUUAACCGUGUUCUAGCAGCUCGCAUUCUUGAAGAUGAAGAAGCUGAAAAUGAAACUAAAGAUGCUGAUGGUGAUGAUAUUAAGAAAAAAUCAAAGAAAAAGAAAGCUCUUAGUAGUGAUGUUUUCAAGGAUGAGCGAUUUGCUGCAAUGUUUGAAAAUAAGGACUUCGAAGUUGAUGAACUCUCACAAGAGUAUAUGUCUUUACAUCCUAUGCCUUCUAAGAAGCAACCAUCAUUGGUAGAGGAACAUUUUGAGCCUGUUAUGGAGGAUAUAGAUGAGACUUCAAGUGAUUCUGAUGCUUCAGAGGAACCUCAGUCUUCUGAAGGCAAGAUCCUAAAUGAAAGCAGUAAAGUUAAAAAAAGAUCUCGGGUUCCAAGAUUGUAUGAAGUAAAGGAUGAGCGACAUGCAGAAGCAUUUUGGAACCGUGUAUCCCUUGCAAAGGAGGAUGCUCUUCCUUUAGGAGAGCGAGUGGCAGCCCUUCAAGAUGAACAUCAGGAUUCUCGUAUCCCAAAUGAUGUUAAGUUGGGGCCUGGAGGAUCACGAGAAAUUUCCUUCAUCACUAGGAGCUCAGCCAAAUAUGAAGAAGAUGAGGAAAUACCACAUCAAAAAAGAAGGGGAAUCCAUUCACUAGGGCUGAAGCCUGAUAGAUCAGGAUUUCAAGGCCGUGGGAGAGGAAGAGGGAGAGGCAGAGGAAGAGGAAGGAGUGGGGGGAGAGGCAGAGGAAGAGGUCGGUGGUGAAGUGAACAUGUCUUGCGCUCAAAUUUUGAUUGGUUACUAAAGUCUUCUUUUUCUCCUGCUCAUAGAUUUACCUGUUUAUUGGUGAUUCUACUGAUAAUAAUAUUUAAGGUUGAGCAGGGUCAAUGGCACUGGCGAUGUGUAAUGCUAGGUUUUGCUGAGCUGGGGAUUUUAUAAAUGUAUUACUGGCGGAGUGUGAGUGAGAGAACAGCGAUGGGUUGUUGGGAUUAAAUGAAUUACUUUAACAUGCUCGUAUGAGUUUUUGUAAUGUUUAGAUUACAGUUUUUUCA